AUGGGUUCUACACUACCCCCUGUCAAAGAAAGGAAGCCUAUCAAGGACCUACAAAAGGUCUUUCACUACACUGACACGCAGACUCGAAAACCCACUCGCGACAAUGAUCCAUACGAGUAUCAGGCCGGUUGGGGGAACCGCUUCCAGUCCGAAGUAAUCCCCGGGACCUUGCCUGCCGGCCAAAAUAAUCCUCAAGAGGUCCGUUUUGGUUUGUACACUGAGGGCAUCACCUAUUCUGCAUUUGCAGCGCCUCGUCACGCCAAUUUUAGCACGUAUAUGUACCGUGUGCGUCCUGCUGCUGUUCACAUCACUAACUCAGAUGGAUACCACAAUAAUAUCGGCACCGAAGCUCAUAUUGAAAACUGCUUCUUGUCCAUCAACCCCAAAGUAGAGUCUCUCGUGGAGCAAGCCGAAUGGGCGCCUUUCCCUCUCCCACCAGCCAGCAAAAGGAUCGAUUUCGUUGAUGGACUUCACACUUUGGGCGGCAGCGGAGAUCCCAACCUCAGAGAAGGCAUCGCCUUGUACGUUUUCAUGAUCAAUGCGGAUAUGAACAACCGUGCCUUUUGCAAUCUUGAUGGGGAUUUUCUUCUUGUUGCGCAACAUGGCAGUCUGGAUAUUCAAACCGAGCUUGGGAAACUGUUCCUUCAACCAGGUGAAAUCUGUGUUGUGCAGCGCGGUCUGCGGUUUGCGAUUCGUCUGGCGCCAGGGCAUACAGAGGCUCGAGGCUAUAUCGCCGAGGUCUGGGGCUCGAUAUGGGAACUGCCAGAUCUUGGUCCCUUGGGCGGUCAUGGAUUGGCUAACCCCAGGGACUUUUUGCAUCCGGUCGCCUAUAUAGACGACGAAUUACAUGGGGACUGGACUAUUGUGAACAAGAGUAAUGGCAAAUAUAAUGCAAUUGAGCAGGACCAUACUCCAUUUGACUUGCUUGCUUGGCAUGGAAACGUCGUUCCUUACAAGUACGACUUGACCAAAUUCGCUUCCCAAAACGCCACAUCCAUCGACCACACCGAUCCCUCAGUCAACUGUGUCCUUACCGCCAAAUCUCGCGACCCCAAUACCCCACUAGCAGACUUCCUCUGGUUCGGUCCACGCUGGGAUGUUGCAUCCAACAGCUUCCGGCUCCCGUAUUUCCACCGCAACUCAGCAACGGAAUUUUUGGCGAGUCUGUAUGGGAACGGGCUAGGUCGGUCUGAUGAUUUCCUUCCCGGUGGGGGCAGUGUCGAGGUCAGUCAUACGCCGCAUGGCGGUUUCAAUGAAGGGUAUCAGUAUGAGAUGCGUAUCCAGGAGAAUGAGCCGCGGCGGAUCCUUGAAAACCAAAUGACUAUUAUGCUUGAGAGCAGCCGCAGCUUUCUCUUCACCGAAUAUGCUCGUGGUGGAUGUGGCACGUUUCGUAGACAAGGAACUGAGCCAAAAGUCUGGGAUGCGCUUCCUGACAGAUUUUCUUCUUAUCCCGCUAUCAAAGAAAUACUGGCCCAAGCCAAGGCCGAUAAGGCAGCCCGGAAAGCGCGCCUGGAUAUUUACUAUGAUGAUGAGAAGCUGGCUGAGCUGGCAACAUUUGAA
Talaromyces rugulosus is the source of this 1560-nucleotide messenger RNA. RefSeq lists its product as uncharacterized. Gene Ontology annotation, biological process: L-phenylalanine catabolic process. The record is from RefSeq and is a predicted model, not a curated record. Gene Ontology annotation, cellular component: cytoplasm. Gene Ontology annotation, molecular function: homogentisate 1,2-dioxygenase activity. The transcript has 5 exons. NCBI's taxonomy places the organism in Eukaryota, Fungi, Ascomycota, Eurotiomycetes, Eurotiales, Trichocomaceae. The annotation marks the transcript as partial.